Molecule: messenger RNA, 913 nt
Organism: Pelagomonas calceolata
Lineage: Eukaryota; Pelagophyceae; Pelagomonadales; Pelagomonadaceae
Source: the annotation of a GenBank genome assembly
CAAAGACGCCGAGCCGCUUGUGUGAGAGACCGGACACCAUCUAAGGCUGCGCAAGUGUUCGUUCACGGUCUCCUGCCAUAGCCGCGGCCGCAAUUUGCAUCCGUUCGGCGGCUCCAUAGCCGUAAAUCACGAGAGCGUCCGGAGAGCCUCGCACCACUGCAGAGGCAAGGCGGCCAUGCGAGCGCACAUAUUGUGCCAUGUGGUUGCCACCGCGUCCGCGAUAACACGAACGACCGUUGACGUCGGCCGCGUGUCCGUCACGUACGAUCAGCACUACUUCGACACACCGGUCCCGCAGCCGCGCCAGGGCCAGCGCGUGGCGGACCGGUCGGGCCUGCGGCCCUGGCCCUGCGCCGUGCCCUUGCUGCAGCAUUUAUCUGAGGCGACCGUGCCGGCUCUCGAAACAACGCUGGGGCGGCCGCCGCGGGUCCUCGAGCUGGGCAGCGGCGUCGGGCUGUUGGGCAUCGGCCUCGCGCUGGCGACGAAAGCCGAGGUCACGCUGACGGACCCGGGCCUGCCGACGCGCUUCAGCAAAGGCGCUGAUAGUAUCUCGACGCUCGAGUUCCUGCGGCGGAACGUCGCGCUCAACGACGCGCCGACGGCGCGCGCCGAGAAGCUGCUCUGGGGCGACGCCGACGAUCUCGACGCUUUUCGGUCGGAGCCGCCGUUCGACCUCGUCGUCGCGUCCGAGGUCCUCUACGAGCCGUCGCAGUACGCGGCUCUGGCUGAUACGCUCGCGUUCUUCGCCACGGACGCAAUUAUCGGCUACAAAGUCCGCCACGGCCGCGAGCAGACCUUCUUCGACCGUUGCGCCGACGAGCACGGCUUUCGGGUGACAAGCGAGCCCCUGGCGGGCGAGAAGCUGUCGAAGGACGCGGUGCUCGCGACGCUCCGUAGGCCGAAAUAACAUUUG